GCAACAGGGGGGGGGGGGUCUGAGUCUCUGAGUGGGGCACCUGGCUCUGAGUUGACCUUCACCCUGAACCCCGCAGACCCAGCCAAGCUGUCCCACCCUGCCUUCCCUCCCUUUUCUUCUUCUCCUCUUUCUUCUCUUUCUCCUCCCUUCUGGUCUCCACAGGCCCAUCUGGACACCCAGUUCUCCUUCUCCCUCAAUGAGGGGCAGGGGGAGGCGCCGGGGUCCCUGGGUGUGGACCCCCAGCCUCUUAACAUUGGUUCACAGGGGUACUAUAGUGACAUGGGACGGCCCUGCCAUGAUGUGUCUACGCUAACUGACCUUUGUUCAGACCUGCCAGAGCUGGAGAUAGUGAGCCUCUUAUCAGAAGGUCAACCCAACUACACUCUUCGAGCAGACAGUGUGUUUGGAUAUGACAAUGACGAUUGGCUGCACACUCCCCUGGUGCCACCAGAGGUCGUACUGGGACUCACAUAUGAGCAGAUUGAGGAAACCCUCAAAUAUUUCCUGUUGUCAUCAGACAGAGUUGGCCAGGUCACCAAGACAUAUCAUGAUAUUAAGGCAGUCACCCACCUGCUGGAGGAGAAAGAGCGAGAUCUGGAAUUAGCAGCACGGAUUGGGCAGUCCCUUCUGAAGCAAAACCAAGAACUAACAUCACGCAAUGAAAUGCUGGAUGAACAGCUUGAAAUUGCAAAGGAGGAGAUUGCUCAACUGCGCCAUGAGCUCUCGAUGCGAGAUGACCUCCUUCAGUUCUAUGCAAGCACUGAGGAGAUCGAAAACGCUCAGUCACAGUCGCCCAUUAAAAGGAAUGAGUCAUCCAGUUCACUGAGCAACUUCAUCCACUAUGACUUCCUGCAGCAGAAACUGAAAAGUUUAGAGGAGGAGAACCGCAAACUCAGAUUAGAGGCCACUGAACUCUCAACAGAGACGGCAAACUAUGAGGAGCAAGAACAGGAGCUGAUGAUGGUGUGUGUGGACGAGCUCUCGUCCGCCAAUAAGCAGGUGGUUGACUUGUCGGAAGAGCUAGCACGGAAAGUGGAGGAUUGCCUCAGACAGCAGGAGGAGAUCAGCUCGCUGCUCGCUCAGAUCGUUGACCUGCAGGCCCGCUGCAAAGGGCUCACUCAUGAGAACGAGGAGUUGAACCAACAGCUGAGUGCCUCCCGUGAGAGCCAGCAAAAACUGAAAUCCGAGCUCAAGGACUUGCAGGACAAGUACUCGGAGUGUGAGGACAUGCUCCGCGAAGCCCGAGAGGACAUUAAAAAUCUUCGAAACAAGAGCCUGCCGAACAGCACGGUGCAGCGGUAUACUUCACUGGCCUCAGUGCUCCCCAUGGACUCUCUGGCAGCAGAGAUUGAAGGCACUUUCCGCAAAGGCCUGGACACCCCGGCUCCCUCAGAGUACAAGAAUCACCCCUGGCGUGUCUUUGAAACAGUGAAAGUGGUGAACAAGGCUGUAAGGCUGCGGUCUCAAUGCCACUCACCGGGUGUGCCAGGCUCCAGCCCAGUGUCUGCACGUUCCAGUUCUAACAGCACCCCUCGGACCAGCUACUAUGGCUCUGAUAAUGCCAGCCUUACCUUGGAAGAUAAGCCGAGCUCCAGUCAUGCUCAGAAAGAAGACAGCAGUGUUAGUGGGCCAAAACGUCUGGGUCAACCAGGCACACCAGGAGGCCAGGACCUUGAAACUGCCUUGCGCAACCUCUCAGUCCGCCAGCAGAACCAUUCUUCUGAGAGGCCUUUCUUCGAUGUGGAGCGCGAACGUAAACUCCGUGCCUUGGCAGCAGACAGCGAGGAAGGUGAGGGCUCCAGUGGCUUCCUGACACCAAAUGACAGCCUGGCCUCCAGCCCAGCAGCGUCCACAGGCACCAACUACUCCAAUGGUAGCUCACGACACUCCUGUGGCUCCUCUGGAGUAUCCAGGUCCUACCUGCCUGACCGCCUGCAGAUUGUCAAACCUCUGGAAGGCUCAGUGACUCUGCACCAGUGGCAGCAGCUGGCGAAACCAAACCUGGGAGGUAUCCUGCAUCCACGCCCGGGCGUCCUAACAAAAGACUUCAGGGAGCUUGAGGUCGACAUACAGCACGUCUACAGCUUAAACGACCUGGAGGAGGACGAGCCCGACCUGUCACAGCUCUCUGGAGCUCACGGCAUAGUCUCCUCAUCAGGUCCCAACCUCCCUCAGACCCCUCCCACACAUACCAUCACUACCUGCCAAGUCCUUCAACCCUCCCUACUCAUCCCCUCCUUCUCCACUAGCAUUCACUCUUUCGGCCUGCCAUCUUCUCGGGACCGUGAGCACGUGAGCACUUCAACGCACUCCCACCCGGACUUAGGUCAGGGAGGUCGGACCGCUGUCACAAAUGUAAGUGCUUCAUCACUGGGACUCCUGCAGCUGCUGCAAGAGCGCGGCAUCUCAGCCUCUCGUCACCCCCAUCACAACCUGCGCCACACCCACAGCGGAAAAACUUCAUCUUCCACAGUAUCGGACAAAGGAGGCGGCUCCUCCUCACACACACAGGGACGAAGGAACAUUUUUAGCUGGAACUUGGUGGAGAAGCUUCAGAGUCUCGGGUUGCACAGAGUGGCAGCCUGGGGGAUGAUGGGCCCCAGUGGCAAAGAGAGGAAAACAGUCAGUGAUGCAUUCACCACCCCACUCCUCUCUCAUUCACCACAGUGACUUUGCAUAAAGCCAUGUGAUUCCCACCGUGCACUUCAGUGCCCACCACAGCACCCGUGUCUUGAAAACAAAAGCCACAGAAUGUGUUAGAGCCAUACUUUGAGUUAUCGGUAGUGUGCACUGCUGUCUUUUUCUAUGAACUUGUGCACAGUAAAUUGUUCUUUAUGUGCGGGACAUUUUCAUCUCAGGAAAGCACCUGAUCACCGCUCUGACUCCCACACUGCUUCUUUUUACACAAAAAAGAACAUCAUGAAGAAAAAAAAAAAAAAAAACUUUUUAUACUUGUGUGUUUUGCCUGUUAUUUUAAAACCAUCACUGGUUUAAAAAACAAAAAAACACCUCACCUGUCAUUUUAUUAGCUUCCAAAGAAAAUCAUCAGCUAUGUGUAAAUAAUAACUGAAAUGAAAUAAGACUGUGUGCUGUAAAUUAUUCAGAGUUGAAACCACAAACCAAUGCUGUCACUGAAAAUGCACUAAAAUCCAGUCUGGUCUUCCUGCUUAUUAGCUGCUAUGUUGAGAAAAGCAUAUUGUAUAUAAGUUUGUCAAAUAUAAAGAGUCACUGAGAAGACAGCUGCCUGAUGAUUCAAUGACCAAACUGAGUGAUGUUAAUAAUGCUGACAUCUGUAAACUGUCUGUCCUGCAGUUUGUUACCUGCGUUCACAUGCACGUUUCAGUUUCACCUCUAAGGUGUUUAAAGUUAUGGCUUUAUGGACUUUAUUCUGAGCCAAACCUCACCAAAACUAAAUCAGGUUUGCAUGCUGCAUGAAAGACAGUGAAAGCAAUACGUCAAGUGACUGAAAGUCGUGCUUGGAUAAAUCUGCUGUAGAAAUCGAGUCAUCAGGAAUUUUUAAACCACUGGGAUUUAAAUUCAAUUCAAAUCACGCCAGGCGUUUCAGUGUGAUUUCUGUGACUUUAAGGGCAAUAAGUAAUAUUUUAAUAAAUACAAGUAGAAGAGUUGUCAUAAUAAUUUAAAUGGCAUCACUCUCUUUGACAAAUCAACUCUUGCAAAAAGGCAUAGGAUACCAUGGAUUUAAAAGGGAAGAAAUCAUAAACACAGGUUAUGAUGAUUUGUGUUCCUACUUAAAUUAAACUACUGUUUCUCUGCACUGCUCUUUGCCGUAAUUGUACAUGUCAGUCUGUGUAUAAACUCAUCACCACCUGUGAAUAAAAUUUUUCAUUUCUAUCCAGCACA
Molecule: messenger RNA, 3861 nt
Organism: Archocentrus centrarchus (flier cichlid)
Lineage: Eukaryota; Metazoa; Chordata; Actinopteri; Cichliformes; Cichlidae
Gene: hap1
Product: huntingtin associated protein 1
Exons: 15
Coding region: 280-2670 (796 amino acids)
Biological process (GO): neurotrophin TRK receptor signaling pathway; mitochondrion distribution; neurogenesis
Cellular component (GO): cytoplasmic vesicle; dendrite; mitochondrion
Molecular function (GO): myosin binding; signaling receptor binding
Source: RefSeq, a predicted model, not a curated record